Molecule: messenger RNA, 1638 nt
Organism: Centropristis striata (black sea bass)
Lineage: Eukaryota; Metazoa; Chordata; Actinopteri; Perciformes; Serranidae
Product: gap junction beta-4 protein-like
Exons: 2
Coding region: 184-963 (259 amino acids)
Biological process (GO): cell communication
Cellular component (GO): connexin complex
Source: RefSeq, a predicted model, not a curated record
UACUGAGAUUCUCAUCGGUGAGCUUCAUCCAAAGCCUGUUCCUCCGCUCCGACACUGGAUCGCAACAACAGCGUUACAACUGCUGGUAGAUAGCUGAGUUUUGUCUGUGCCGUUCCAGCUGAAAAGAGCUUCCUCUGUCUUCCAUCAGCAGGAAGAGCAGACAGACUGUGAACAAACCUCGUCAUGAACUGGGCAUUCCUCCAGGGCCUCCUCAGUGGGGUGAACAAGUACUCAACUGCAUUCGGCCGAGUGUGGCUCUCUAUCGUCUUCCUCUUCAGGGUCAUGGUGUUUGUGGUGGCGGCGGAGAAGGUCUGGGGCGACGAACAGAAAGACUUCAAAUGCAACACGGCUCAACCCGGCUGCCACAACGUCUGCUACGACCACUUCUUCCCUGUCUCCCAUGUCCGCCUGUGGGCCCUGCAGCUCAUCUUUGUCACCUGCCCGUCCCUCCUGGUGGUGAUGCAUGUAGCCUACAGGGACGACAGGGAACGGAAACACAAGCUCAAGUAUGGCGAAAACUGCCGCCGCCUCUACCAGAACACGGGCAAGAAGCGUGGAGGCCUGUGGUGGACCUAUGUCCUCACUUUGGUCUUCAAAAUCGCCGUGGACGCCACCUUUGUCUACCUCCUGUACCACAUCUAUGAGGGUUACGACUUCCCCUCGCUCAUCAAGUGCGAACAGAAGCCCUGUCCCAACAAGGUGGACUGCUUCAUCGCUCGGCCCACUGAGAAACGAAUCUUCACCAUCUUCAUGGUGGUCACGAGCCUGGCCUGCAUCCUCCUCUCCAUCUUCGAAAUCCUCUACUUGGUUGGCAAACGCUGCCGUGAAUGUUUCACCUCAUUGCAUAAUUCUCGCCAAGUCAUGACCAACACGCUGUCCAGCGGAAGCACCUUGAUGGAGACGAAUACUCUAAAGAGCACCCCUGAAACGCCUGCUCCUUCAUACAGCGUUGCCAUAUCUUGAGAUACUGAGAUAAAAGCAAAGACUUAAUGAAAAGCAAUGCUGUGGGAGAGGAAACAUGCCUCUCCUCCCUCUACAGGAACUUCCUUAAAAACUUGUCAGCACACUUUUGUCUGCCGAACUAAAAUGCAGGGAGUCCUUUUUUCCGUUUUUGUGUCCAUUGUCCGAGAAUUUUAAAAUUCUCGACCACGAGAUGUGUAAUUCAUCUGGAAUGUGCUCACUAUUGUGGUUUUUGGGUCAGAGUGUUUUUUACAGCUGAAGCUCUGCAGCUCUGGCAAAGAAAAAAUCAACUGUGUGUGGUUCAGAGUUAGCCUUCAGCCCAAUUACAUGAGUCACCCUCGGUUUUGGAGUUGGUUCUACAAACACAUGUGGUUCGCUGUCUAAAGUUUUCCCCCUGCUCAGCGCCCAGCCCUGAAAUGUUUAGUUCAAACUCUACUGCCUCGUUUCCCUUUUUCUCUCACUCAUUCUUAUCUGACUCUUUGUGAAUACUGUGCUAUACAUAAUUUAUCAAGAGUUUUACAAAGAUUGUAAUGUUGUGCAUGUUACUGUCCUGACCUGUUUUAAACUGCUUCAUGUAUACAGGCAGAGGAGAGCAAUGAAGUCAAAAUGCAGUGUUGUAAACACAGUUGUUAAUAAUAACAGGAUGUGCAUAUUCCAGAGGUGCAGUGUGGCUGCAUA